UUCCACCUCUAAAUAUAGCUAAAAUGAAUGUUUGGAGGUCACAGCUAGCCAUGGCGGCUAUACGUAUAUAUAUACACAUACGUAUAGAGAUAGAAUUAUGCAGAGAUACGGCGACUGUAGGUGUAAAAAUGCAGAACCGUAGGGAAUCAACUGUAGAGAAAAUGAAGUCACUGUACCACAGCCACGCCGUGUGCCGGAACCAGUGCAGCUCCACGGUGGUCCAGACGAUCGACGCGCCGCUGGCGGUGGUGUGGUCGGUGGUGCGGAAGUUCGAGGAUCCGCAGGGGUACAAGCAGUUCGUGAAGGCGUGCGAAAUGGUGUCGGGAGACGGCGGCGCCGGGAGCGUGAGGGAGCUGACGGUGGUGUCGGGAAUGCCGGCGGGGAGGAGCACGGAGAGGCUGGAUCGACUGGACGAUGAGAUGCACGUGAUGGAGUAUAGUAUCAUCGGCGGGGAUCAUAAGCUUGUGAACUACCAGGCGACGACGACGGUGCACGAGGAGGACGGCGGCGGAGGAGGAGGAGGGACGGUGGUGAUGGAGUCGUAUGUGGUGGAUAUUCCGGCGGAUAGCUGUGGAGAGGACACGUGUCUCUUUGCUGAUACUAUAAUUCGAUACAAUCUCAAGUCUUUGGCUAACAUUAUCAAGAAAAUGGCUAAUUAGAUUAUUAUUAUUAUUAUUAUUAGUGGGUAUUUUGC
Messenger RNA from Andrographis paniculata, 694 nucleotides. Its product is annotated as abscisic acid receptor PYL11-like. Gene Ontology annotation, molecular function: abscisic acid binding; signaling receptor activity; protein phosphatase inhibitor activity. The record is from RefSeq and is a predicted model, not a curated record. Gene Ontology annotation, biological process: abscisic acid-activated signaling pathway. Gene Ontology annotation, cellular component: cytoplasm; nucleus. Lineage: Eukaryota; Viridiplantae; Streptophyta; Magnoliopsida; Lamiales; Acanthaceae. The transcript has a single exon. Bases 24 to 659 code for a protein of 211 amino acids.